AUGGAAUCACAAGCUCUCAUGCCCAAGAAACCAAAAGUAACACCUUCUCUUGCAUUUACCACGCUAGUGGCGUGUUUUGGGUCUAUCCAAUAUGGAUACCAUAUGGCUGAGUUAAAUGCACCAGCACAAGUUCUAUCAUGCUCUAAAUAUGUCAAUCCAUGGCCCGACACUCCGUAUGACCAAACAUGGCUUGGAUCGCACGGUUUCAACGAAUGUAUCAGGCUUUCUGAAGAACAACUGGGGCUUGCAACUGCUAUAUUUUCAAUUGGCGGACUUGCGGGCUCGUUAUAUGCGGGCAAAUUGGCAGAUCGAUACGGUCGUAAACGCUACAGUUUUGUCAACUGCAUCGUAGGUAUAUUGGGGUCGCUGGUGCUAUUUCGCGCAAAUACGUAUGCGCAGUUGAUUGCGGGUCGUUUUAUCGUGGGCAUAUGUUGCGGUAGCUCCAUAGUGGUGACACCCCUUUUCAUCAAUGAAAUUUCGCCUCAAGAGCUGCGUGGAUCCAUGGGAUCCAUGAAUCAGGUGUGUAUCAACCUAGGGAUUCUGGUGACACAAUUGCUUGCUCUUUAUCUCGCAGAUUCGUUCCGUUGGAGAUGGCUUAUGUUCACCGGUGCCAUUCUUGCGCUGGCAAACUUGUUACUACUUUUCAAAGUGGAUGAAUCACCAGUAUGGCUGGCGUCCCAGGGGGACGUGGACGGUGCAGAAAGCGUGCUACACAGCUUGCGUGGUGGAGAAUUGCACAACACUCGUGACGAGGUCGAAGAAUGGCUCACAGCUCGGGGAUCUUCCAGAGGCGGUGGAAGCUACCACUCAAAUCCGAGACGGUUAAGCCCUCCCAUAAGAGCCGCAUCGCAACAGUCGUCUCUGCUGUCGUCACAAGAUACACACGACAGAUUAUCAGUAGCACAGUACUUCACCGAUCCUCGCUACACCAAAUCGCGUUGGGCCAUUGCCGUGAUAUUAAUGAGUCAGCAAUUUUGCGGUAUCAAUUCUCUUAUAUUCUAUGGUGUGAGAGUGAUCAGCGGACAGCUGCCCCAAUAUGCCCUCGCAGUAAAUUUUGCAAUCUCGAUCGUGAACCUGGUCGCAACCUUUGGUGCGUCCUUACUCGUGGAUCACUGGGGUCGCAAACCAUUACUCAUUUCCUCUGCAGGUUCCAUGUCUGUUGCCACGGCUUUUGUGUCUCUUGGGAUCGUUACCGAUAGCUCUGGCGUCUUGGUGACAUUCACAAUCAUCUACGUGUGCGUAUUCGCACUUGGACUGGGCCCAAUCCCAUUUUUAGUCAUUUCUGAGCUUUCCCCACCAGAGGCAAGAGGAAUUGCUCAAAGCUACGGAACUACUUGCAACUGGAUUGCCACGUUCAUUGUCGGCUACGGAUUUCCCUUUCUUCACCGAUGGUUAGGUGGUUACGUUUUCCUGGUUUUCACCGCUUAUGCGGCUGGUUUCACAGCCUACGUUAAGUACGAAAUUCCUGAAACCAAGGGAAAGCUCGAAGCAGAUUUACGGUGGAGAGAAUAA
Lachancea lanzarotensis is the source of this 1512-nucleotide messenger RNA. RefSeq names its product LALA0S13e03246g1_1 (gene VVS1). Gene Ontology annotation, molecular function: hexose transmembrane transporter activity. The transcript has a single exon. Gene Ontology annotation, cellular component: membrane. Gene Ontology annotation, biological process: monosaccharide transmembrane transport. NCBI's taxonomy places the organism in Eukaryota, Fungi, Ascomycota, Saccharomycetes, Saccharomycetales, Saccharomycetaceae. The record is from RefSeq and is a predicted model, not a curated record. Bases 1 to 1512 code for a protein of 503 amino acids.